This is a messenger RNA of Amborella trichopoda, 372 nucleotides long. RefSeq lists its product as uncharacterized. The record is from RefSeq and is a predicted model, not a curated record. Lineage: Eukaryota; Viridiplantae; Streptophyta; Magnoliopsida; Amborellales; Amborellaceae.
AUGAAGUUAUUGGAGGAUGUAGUGGAGUGGAACCCAUCUCAACUUCUUGGUGAAGAGACUGAAGUAUUGUCAUGUCUAAGGGUGGAGCCCCAACUCUUUCAACAAGUCCGAGUGGCUCAGAAAAAAGAUCCCCAACUUAUGAAAAUCCUUGAAGAAUUGAAGGUGGAGGGAAAAGAGGAUUUCUCCAUAGGUAGUGAUGGACUGUUAAGGUUUAAGGCCCGAAUAUGGGUUCCUAAUGACGAAAGUGCGAAAAUGGCUAUUCUAGAAGAAGCACACCACUCUCGCUACAUGAUACACCCUGGGGAUACAAAGAUGUAUCUGGAUCUGAAAAGAGCCUUCUGGUGGAACAACAUGAAGCGAGACGUGGCGUAG